UACCUUACUAGAAAUAUAACUGGUAUUUGGAUUACUCUGGCAGGUUUCAGAGACCCUCUCCCUCCCUCUUCUUCAAGGAAAUUCCAUAACAACCUUCACAGAAAAUGAGAGAAAUUUAUUCGGCAACACUUAUGAUCUCGUCCAUCUUAUUCAUUGUUUUUCUUGUACAAUUGCUUGUAUGCAAGAAGAAGAGCAAGGAAAAGACAACGUACAAAUUGCCACCAGGUAGAAGAGGCUGGCCAUUGAUUGGUGAUAGCUUCAACUGGUUCAAUGCUGUUGCUGGUUCUCAUCCCCCUCAAUUUGUUCACCAACAAGUCAAUAGGUUUGGUAAGAUAUUCUCAUGCAGUUUGUUCGGAAAAUGGGCUGUGGUAUCAGCAGACCCGACCUUUAACCGGUUUAUAAUGCAAAAUGAAGGCAAAUUGUUUCAAUCAAGUUAUCCAAAAUCUUUUAGAGAUUUGGUUGGGAAAAAUGGGGUGAUCACAGUCCACGGAGAGCAACAACGAAAACUUCAUGGAAUUGCAUCUAAUAUGAUGCGUCUAGAGAAGCUCAAGUUCCAUUUCUUGGAUAAUAUUCAAUUGAUUAUGCUUCAAACUUUGAACAAACUUGACAACAACCAAGUCAUUCUUCUCCAAAAUGUUUGCAGAAAGGCGAGUAGUGCUCUAGUAGCUAUUAAUCUGAUGGUGAAUCAACUACUUGGGGCAUCAAGUGAGACAGAAAUUAACGAGAUGGCUCACUUCUUCUCUGACUUUGUCGAUGGUUGUCUAUCUCUUCCCAUAAAUAUUCCUGGUUUUGCCUACCACACUGCCAUGAAGGCAAGGGAGAAAAUUAUAAGAAAGAUAAACAAGACAAUAGAGAAGCACGGGCAAGAAGAGUCAUCAGAAGGUGGUAAUGGGGUGCUUGGAAGGCUAUUAGAGGAAGAAAGUUUGCCUGAUAAUGCAGUAGCAGACUUUAUUAUCAAUCUCCUUUUUGCUGGGAAUGAAACAACAGCUAAAACCAUGCUUUUUGCUGUUUAUUUCCUCACUCGGUGUCCAAAAGCAAUGCAGCAACUACUGGAUGAACAAGAUAGUAUAAGGAGUAAUUCUAGUGGAGACGGAAUGCUAACAUGGCAAGAUUACAAAGCAAUGUCUUUUACUCAGUGUGUUAUUGAUGAAACGCUUCGACUCGGGGGGAUUGCAAUAUGGUUAAUGAGGGAGGCCAAGCAAGAUGUGGUAUACCAAGAUUAUGUAAUUCCGAAAGGGUGCUUUGUGGUUCCAUUUCUUUCAGCGGUUCACUUGGAUGAACAUUUGUACAAGGGAGCUAGCACCUUCAAUCCUUGGAGAUGGAUGGAGCCUGAAAAUCAAGAAAAGAGAAAUUGGAGAAGUAGCCCAUUCUACUGUCCCUUUGGAGGAGGUGCUCGGUUUUGUCCAGGAGCAGAAUUGUCUCGUCUCCAAAUUGCUAUCUUUCUUCACUACUUUGUUACUACAUUUACAUGGACGCAGCUCAAGGAAGACAGGAUGUCCUUCUUUCCAUCAGCUCGCUUGGUUAAUGGUUUCCAAAUUCGUUUGACAAGCCGCCAUCAUCUCGACUCAGAAUCGUUGUAAUAAUUGUUUGGAGUGAAAUUUCAUUUAUUUAUGUAUAAUUUUGUUCAGCAUGAUAUGUAUUUUUCCUAACCUGUAAUUAUUUCUUUUUCUUACAUGUAAGUACCUACCUAUGGUCUCUGACUACUACUAUAUACAAUAUAUCACAGCAUAUCCCCCAUUCUUUCCUCAUCAAA
Populus nigra (black poplar) is the source of this 1753-nucleotide messenger RNA. RefSeq names its product abietadienol/abietadienal oxidase. Gene Ontology annotation, molecular function: heme binding; iron ion binding; monooxygenase activity. Bases 105 to 1580 code for a protein of 491 amino acids. The record is from RefSeq and is a predicted model, not a curated record. Gene Ontology annotation, biological process: brassinosteroid biosynthetic process; sterol metabolic process; brassinosteroid homeostasis. The transcript has 9 exons. NCBI's taxonomy places the organism in Eukaryota, Viridiplantae, Streptophyta, Magnoliopsida, Malpighiales, Salicaceae.